Fusarium oxysporum Fo47 is the source of this 1206-nucleotide messenger RNA. Its product is annotated as F-box protein. The record is from RefSeq and is a predicted model, not a curated record. Bases 1 to 1206 code for a protein of 401 amino acids. The transcript has a single exon. Gene Ontology annotation, molecular function: protein binding. NCBI's taxonomy places the organism in Eukaryota, Fungi, Ascomycota, Sordariomycetes, Hypocreales, Nectriaceae.
AUGCGCAAACACCUCAGACGUUUCUUCAAUCACCUUCGACGGAGACCCGCUCUGAAAGGACUGAAAGAAGAUUCCCGUGGAGAUCUCAUUCGCAUCCCCCCUGAGAUCAUCCUGCAAGUCACCGAGUUCCUCCCCAAUGGCUCGUUAAUAUCACUCAGCCUUACCUGUUACGCCUACCACGCUCUUCUUUCGGGGAUCACCCGCAAUGUAAAACUUGAGGGAAUGGAGUUGGAAGAGUUUCUGCAGCUAUUAGAGAAGGAUUGCGCAAGCUCGUAUCUUUGUUACACCUGUGUGAGGUUUCACCAACGGGACCGACGAGGGAAAACUGACCCCUGCAAGUGCUACAAAUGGGAUUGUAAGAAAAACUGUUUGUACCACUUCCAUUUUUAUCUGUGGAUCGACUCUGGUUUGAUGAUGACAUAUCCCGACGUGCGACUUAUCAUGAAUCGCCAUUUCAACGGCCCUACCCACGGACUCUCCCUCGAUACGCUCAACUACCACGGAGAUAUCUUUCGAUACGAGGAUGGUGGCACAGAACGGUGGACAUCCUUUGCUCGCAUAAUUCAAGAUGAGCUAUUCGUGCAGAGGACUCUGGCAAUAUGGCAUCCCGGAGAUUUAGGGGUGCAGGAACUUCUUGAUCGCUUUUCCUUUCCUAUAUGCCUUCAUAUUAGCAGCAAUACUAAACGCUACGAGGAUGGCUAUGCACGAAUCGGUCUGUAUACCUUGCCAGAAUUGGUAGAAUUAUCGGGGGGGUUCAAGUCUUAUGAUGGCUCAUUGGGCUCGUGUCCUAUCUGCUUUACUGAUUACUCCAUAACCGUACGCUGGGGAACCCAUCAGAGGCAGGGCUGGCACAUAGAAGUAGUGAGUUACCAACAGCUUGGUUCUUGUCGAUCGCCUUAUGAUUGGAAGUGGAGACUUGCUGCGGAAGACUGCACUUGGAAUGAACCAAGAUGCCGAACCCAGAAGCCGGGGCUCGUAAGGCAGCGCUGGAUGUGGCCAGGUGGCUUCAUACAACCGGAGGGAAAGUAUGUUGGCAAGGCUCGCCGACAGCCCGGUAGUCUACUUGGAUCAAGGCGCUGUCCUUGGGGGCUCUCAUGCGAAUAUGAACCAGAGUGUAAAGAGCACUAUGCCGCAGAAGAGAACCACCAGCCGCCUGCUGGCCUUUUCAGAAGUCAUCUCACCUGGUGGUACCCGACCGAAGCUUAG